Cuscuta campestris is the source of this 652-nucleotide messenger RNA. The record is from the annotation of a GenBank genome assembly. Lineage: Eukaryota; Viridiplantae; Streptophyta; Magnoliopsida; Solanales; Convolvulaceae.
UGUCAAAUCAAGAUUUGUAAGUUGAAAACCACGUCGUUAAGCGAUGUAGGGUAGUCUACAUCGCUGUUCCAGAUGUUUCUGGAAACCCAACCUUGGCUCAACAACCUUGGCUCAACAACGAUUUGGGCGAUUAGCACCCAAACCUUCAAGAAGCAGUUGGACAACGCUGGACCUGCCACUGCCGUGCCACGGCGCCGUUCUGCUGCUGGCCCAGCCGAACCCCAUGCUCGGGCCAACCUUUCCUCCAUGGCCGACUCCCUCAACCGGCUGCACUUCAAAGUUGAUGGGAUGGAUGGCUACCUUGAGAGGCUUGACGAGGCGGUCCAACGCUAAGGGUACGCCAUGAACGCGUACUUCCAACGUGUUAACUACGUCCCCCCCACCGUACCAUGGCACGUUCUUUGGGCAAGUGUACAGUGACGAGGACGAAGACGAUGCCUCCUACAACCCGUCAAGCUCCCCGGACGAGGAUGAGUUCGACGACCCCGUUGACAGUGAUGAGAUGGACGUCGACGAUGACGACGAGGAAACCGAAGACGAAGACUAGGACACCCCUAGAAUUUCUAUCUCUUUUAUUUUAAUUAUCCUGUUUUUUUUAAUGCUUCCGUUGUACUCCGCUAUUUCCCAUCUUCAAUAAAUAAAAGUUAUCCUU